AUGAAACGAUCCCGUCAGCCCUGGACUUGGACUCUACGGAUCGAGUCGAUCGGCAUUUCCCUGGACGGGAAUACCCUGGACGGUACGUGCGAUCACAGCCCGGAGGGCAAAGCCAUACGAGCUUGUCUUUGCAAGGGUGUCAGACGAGACUUGGCGUUUGACGCAGCGCACAACCAGGAGGGGUCCUGCCCUCCUGUCCUGAACGGAGGGGUGUCGGUACUCUCCGGGUCACUGCAGGCAGACGAGAUUGCUCUUUUUUUCUCUCUCUAG
Molecule: messenger RNA, 270 nt
Organism: Penicillium oxalicum
Lineage: Eukaryota; Fungi; Ascomycota; Eurotiomycetes; Eurotiales; Aspergillaceae
Exons: 1
Coding region: 1-270 (89 amino acids)
Source: RefSeq, a predicted model, not a curated record